AAUGUUAUGUCGGUCGAUUAUAGUUACAGUGUACUCUCUCUUUUCAAGAAAAAAACGGUUUCGUGCAAUGUGACAGGUGUGGGUGAAAACGAUCGUGCGACGUUUACAAAACCAAUGAGUGACAGAAGCAAUGGUUUUAUCACCUCUACUGUCAAACUCGUUACUACCGAUAUGUCUGAGAAAUCUGAUACGCGUGACAUUAACAAGAGACUUCGUCAGGAACCGAUAUACUCGCACUUUACCGCCGACGGUCUUGACAAAAAUCUUAGGACGUGAUAAAGGAAAAUCUUUUGGGAAAGAUGCGAGUUCUGGUUCGGGAGUACAAAGAGCGGUUAAUUUUGUUUCGCCGUGCUUGCGAGAAGAACUCUUAUGUAAGAUGUCGGAACCAGUUAAAGAUUGUGGCCAUAAAGUAACUAUUGUUGGUGCUGGUAUGGUCGGUGUUGCCCUUGCCAAUUCACUUCUUUUUCAGCGAAUUACUUCACAUAUCGCAAUGGUAGAUGUCUUUCCUAAAAAACUGGAAGGCGAAGGAAUGGACUACAGCCACAGUUCCGUAUUUAUAGGAGAUCCAAAGAUCGAGUAUGAUACAGACUUUUGUGUGACGAGUAAUUCGAAAGUCGUAGCUAUUUGCGCGGGUGUACGACCAGUGAAGGGUGAAACUCGACUCGACUUGGUGAAAAGAAAUACAGAAAUAUUGAAAAGCAUAAUACCACCUCUAGCAAAUUAUAGUCCAAAUGCGGUGUUUAUUGUCAUUAGUAAUCCAGUGGAUAUCUUGGCAUGGGUCACCUGGAAAUUAAGUGGACUUCCUGUCCAUCAGGUAAUCGGUAGCGGAACUCAUCUGGAUAGCGCAAGAUUUCGCUACAUGAUUGCUGAUCGAUUAGGAAUAGCGCCGAGUUCGGUCCAAGCAUACAUCAUUGGUGAACACGGGGACAGUAUGGUUCCGCUCUGGUCCGGUGUGAGCGUUGCGGGAGUGCAGUUCCGCGAUAUUAUCCCGAAUAUCGGUCUCGAGACGGAUGAUGAAAAGUGGUUCGAAAUAUCAAAAUAUAUAGUGAAACUAGGUGCUAUGGUGCGUUGUCUGAAAGGAUACUCAAAUACAGCCAUUGGACUUUCUGCAGCCGAUAUCAUAAUAGCCAUAUUACGUAAUACACAAACUAUUAUACCAGUUUCGACCUUAGUGCAGGGUCAUCACAACGUAUGUCACGAUAUGUUCCUAUCCCUACCUUGCGCGAUAGGCGAAAAUGGUAUCACACAGAUAAUACGAAUGCACAUGACUGAACACGAGAAAAAGCUGUUCCAGAAUUCAGCGAAAGUUGUAUACAAGGUGCAGAAGGAUAUCAAAAUCAAAUAGAUUGAGUAAUACGUGAAAAGGGAUCUUGUAAACAUAUUUAAUUUAUUUGUAAAAAAAAAAAAUACGAGUGUAAUAAAUUA
Molecule: messenger RNA, 1425 nt
Organism: Cyphomyrmex costatus
Lineage: Eukaryota; Metazoa; Arthropoda; Insecta; Hymenoptera; Formicidae
Product: L-lactate dehydrogenase
Exons: 8
Coding region: 131-1345 (404 amino acids)
Biological process (GO): pyruvate metabolic process; lactate metabolic process
Cellular component (GO): cytoplasm
Molecular function (GO): L-lactate dehydrogenase (NAD+) activity
Source: RefSeq, a predicted model, not a curated record